AUGGGUAGUUUCCAAAAACCACCGGUGAUGAUGAUCAUGAUGGUCUUCGUGUUGAGUUCGAUCUGGGUUGCUGUGCCAGGAGUUGAUGCAGCUCGACGACUGGAUGAGAAAAUUGUGGAGAAGGAAAGUAGGGUUUAUAAUAUUAAUGGAGAUGGUGGUGGUGGUGAUGAUGGGAUGAAGGAGAUGAAGAAUUUGCCUCCACUUCCAAACUUUCCUUUUCCACCUCAAAUUCCAUUACCUCCUUUCCCUUUCCGUCCUCCUCCGUUUCCUUUUCCUGACUUUCCCCUUCCUCCUUUCCCUUUUCCUCCCUUUCCUUUUCUUAACCCUCCUCCAGCCUAA
This is a messenger RNA of Carica papaya (papaya), 339 nucleotides long. NCBI's taxonomy places the organism in Eukaryota, Viridiplantae, Streptophyta, Magnoliopsida, Brassicales, Caricaceae. The record is from RefSeq and is a predicted model, not a curated record.